Messenger RNA from Ctenopharyngodon idella (grass carp), 3855 nucleotides. RefSeq names its product oxysterol binding protein-like 2a (gene osbpl2a). Bases 198 to 1601 code for a protein of 467 amino acids. Gene Ontology annotation, molecular function: cholesterol binding. Gene Ontology annotation, cellular component: membrane; cytosol; intracellular membrane-bounded organelle. The record is from RefSeq and is a predicted model, not a curated record. The transcript has 14 exons. NCBI's taxonomy places the organism in Eukaryota, Metazoa, Chordata, Actinopteri, Cypriniformes, Xenocyprididae.
CUUCCUUAACCCUCCAAUCCAGUUUGUCCUCCCGUCCUGGCGAAAUGUAUCCGCCCUACUGUCAGUCUUCCCAAACUGGGCGCUUGUUUUCUGUCCCACCGGAGAAAGGAGCGAUCCAGCUUUACGUUAUUGAAAGAACACAUUCAAGCUGUGAAACAAUGCCUUCUGAUUGACAUCAACAGCAACAACUGUCCAUCAUGAACAGCGAGGAAGAGUUCUAUGAUGCUGAGACAGGUUUGGAAUCAGACGACUCGUGUGAAGUCAGUUUUAAAGAUGCCUGCGUCUAUGCGAGCAAGCAGACGGUGAAUGGCAAAGUGCCGUCUGAGAAUGGAGUGUGGGAGAGGCGAACUACACUUCCAGCGCCCAUGUUCUCCAGAAAUGACUUCAGUGUAUGGGGCUUCCUGAAGAAAUGCAUUGGAAUGGAGCUGUCCAAGAUAACAAUGCCUAUUGUUUUCAACGAACCGCUGAGCUUCUUGCAGAGGAUUACAGAGUACAUGGAACAUACAUACCUCAUCCAUAAAGCUUGUACACUUUCUGACUCUAUAGAUCGUAUGCAGCUUGUCGCCGCGUUCGCCGUUUCUGCAGUUGCAUCACAAUGGGAUAGAACUGGAAAACCUUUUAACCCUUUAUUAGGAGAGACUUUUGAGCUUACAAGGGAGGAUGAGGGUUACCGUAUGAUCUCAGAACAGGUGAGCCACCAUCCACCAAUCAGCGCCUUCUACGCAGAGUCACUCAAUCAGGACUUCUCGUUUCACGGCUCCAUCUACCCUAAACUAAAGUUCUGGGGGAAGAGUGUGGAAGCGGAGCCAAAAGGCACCAUGACACUUGAGCUGUCCAAGCACAGAGAAGCUUACACAUGGACAAACCCUAUGUGCUGUGUGCAUAAUGUUAUUCUGGGUAAACUGUGGAUUGAGCAGUAUGGGACAGUGGAGAUUGUCAACCACAGCACUGGGGACAAGUGUGUGCUGAAUUUUAAGCCAUGCGGCAUGUUUGGCAAAGAGCUGCAUAGGGUUGAGGGACAUAUCCAGGACAAGAGUAAAAAGAAGCAUCAUGUUAUCUAUGGAAAGUGGACAGAGUGCGUAUAUAGCAUUGAGCCAAAAGUCUACGAAGCUAACAAGAAAGCAGAGAAGAAAAGUGGAGGAGAUUCCAAGAAACACAAGCAGGAACAGGGUACAGGGGGCGAUGAUUCAGAUGAAAUGCCAGAUGUCCAGGAGACAGUCGCUAUGAUCCCAGGCAGUACUCUGCUGUGGAGAGUAGCCCCUCGACCGCCACACUCGACACAGAUGUAUAAUUUUACUAACUUUGCAAUGACGCUUAAUGAACUGGAGCCUGGCAUGAUUGGAGUUGUAGCACCAACAGACUGUCGCCUGCGGCCGGACAUCAGAGCUAUGGAGAAUGGGGAUAUAGAUACUGCAAGUCGAGAGAAAGAGAGAUUGGAAGAGAAGCAGAGAGCUGCCAGAAGAGAACGUGCUAAAGAUGAGGAAGAAUGGUCUACGAGAUGGUUCCAGCAAGGCAAUAAUCCGUACACUGGGGCUGCAGACUGGAUCUUCAAGGGCGGUUACUUUGACAGGAAGUACUCUGACCUUCCAGACAUCUACUGAUUCGGUUGGGAAGACUGAAAGAGGCUUGAGAUUCAUCCUUUGCUCUCCUUCAUUCAAUCCAUAUCAUCUCCUCUCCUUAAGCUCUUUUCAAUUUUCCCUUUUUCCUUUGUCGGAAUGCGAGAUUGAAGUGAACAGUUUUUGGACAAAGCCUCUCCACAACUUCUGCUUUUCACUAGAAUCUGGAAAUUCAGUGUGAAUUAAUUUAUUUAUUUUGAGAGGUAGGGAAUGCCUUAAAUUAUUCACUUUUUUGAUGUUAGAUUUUGAGUUAAACAUUCUGUGCAAACCUGAAUAGGUUUAGAAAUUGCUAGUUUAUGUAUGUGCUAACCUACCUUUCCAUGUGUCUCGCUAGUUACACUCAGGUAUUCAUUUUAUGGGUACAAGCGGUUAGAAGAAGGCAUCAUUGCAGUGCCAUCUGUGAAGAUAGCCAAUGUUUGUUUGAUUAUUGAAUCGUGGGGCUGCUCAGAACCUAUUAGAAGAGCUUCAUUUGUGUUUUUGUUAAAACUAAUGUUAUUUUAUCUCUUAUAUGCUUUUUUCCCUCAUCUCAGAAACGUGAUAUGUUUUGGUAUGCAUGAUGUGCAGGAACUUCAUAGUUAUUCUGCCUGAUUUUCAGUACCUGAGAAGGAAAAGGAGUUUAGUUUUCAGAAUCCCAUCUACGUUCAGAAAUCACGGUUGUAUCUCAUUGAUAGUGCCGUUUUGUCACCAUGUCCAUGGUACAGGGGAGUUUACUAAAGCUAAUAUUCUCAUUCCUCAUUUUAGAUCUGUUUUGUUUUUGUUCAACAGACGAAAAUGAAAGCUGCUUAUGAAAAAUGUUUACUUUGUAGUAAAAAAAAAAGUUUUUUAAUUGUUAAAAAAAAGCUCUUAUAAAUAACAAAAAUCCUAUUACAUCCUGGCAUCGAUAUUUUGAGUGUGUUUAUGGUUGCCAAAGCCACUUUUCUCUUGUAGAAACUAAAGCCAUAUAACUCAUCAGGACUGCAAAUGUUGAGUGAUCCAGCCUGGUGAAUGAAAUGGAGAUGGGUGCUAAUCUGUUUCUUUUGAUUUCAGCACUUCAUGGCUCACGAACGUCAAGGUGCUUCAUCUUAGCCCACAUAUAUGCUCACAUGUACCAAAAAUGCUCAGAAUGUGCUUCACUGCUCACAAGCUUUUUGCCAUACAGCAAGCUUCAUUUUGCAAGGACUAAUUUUUUUUCCACACAUAGACUAGAUGAUCUAGAAAGACACCACUGUAUUUUAUUUCGAAACUUUAAACAAUACUGUGAUUUUUAACACUCACAAAUUUCAGAAGCUAUGCAAACAUUGAUGGGAAUGUCUUGUCUGUCUAUGAAUUGUACAAUUUUAUGUGUCAAUAAGCUUCCCUGUUUAUGUACAAACACUUUGGUUGGCCUAGUUCAAAGGUGUCAAGCAUGCUAGUACUUUUGCUGAUGGUUUUACACGCUCUUGUUGGCUGUUUUGCACAGCCUAAAGUUGGGCUGAUGUGUGGUUUGAUGGAGACACAGAUGUAUGUAACUGCAGUGAUUAAUAACACUCAUCUAAAUAUUAGAAUUGAUUAUCAUCUACACUUAAUGGGAGUUCAUCAUUUAUUGUGUAGCACAAGAAUAUUUUAUCUUUAACAUGUUCCAUGUAGUGCGUACAAUUCUAAAAGCCAGGCUUCGGGCCGUGGCAUACUUCAACGGAAAUUUAAUUCCCUAUUUUAUACAAUAUAUUGUGGCAUGUCUAAACUUAAAUAAUUUAAUCUCACUACCAAUGCUUACUAGCAGUUAGAAAUAUUAGUAUAUUAUCCCACCAGCUGCUAACUUAACGGCUUUAAAUGUCCUUUAAAUCUUGAGACAUUAAAAACAACUUAUCCCCAAUUGUCUCAUGAUUUUGUGCCAUCUUUAUCCUGUAGCAAUCACACGAGGUUAAUGUACAAGUAAACCUGGUCACACUGAAUGCAACUAUGUAAAGCAAACAUACACUCAGAAAUGUCAGUUUUAAGUAAUUCUGUGUGUGUGCUUGUUAAACUGUUUAUAUAGGUCAUGACACUAGGGAUUGACUGUUUCUGUUGUGAAACUCAACAUUUCACAGGUAGAAGCCCGAAUUGUACCACUUUGGUGCUAUGAUGGCUUUACAUAAUUGUACAUGACGUAUUGUGACUUUUUACUACAUUUGUAUAGAUCACGUGAAAUGCACUUAAACUGUUGAAUGAAUCUGCUCAUUUGUAAAAUAGCAAUAUUAAUGAUAUAUGUGAGACCUCACUAAUUAAAGAAAUUUCAGUUUGC